This is a messenger RNA of Cadophora gregata, 660 nucleotides long. RefSeq lists its product as uncharacterized. Gene Ontology annotation, biological process: mitotic sister chromatid segregation. The transcript is spliced from 2 exons. The record is from RefSeq and is a predicted model, not a curated record. Bases 1 to 660 code for a protein of 219 amino acids. Lineage: Eukaryota; Fungi; Ascomycota; Leotiomycetes; Helotiales; Ploettnerulaceae. Gene Ontology annotation, cellular component: MIS12/MIND type complex; kinetochore.
AUGAUGGCAGAAUUCCAACGGAAGAUCGAGCUCCAGUCUCCAGACGAUCUACAGUACCUAGUCUCGAAUGUGCGACGCGCUGCAAACGAAAAGAUAGACAAGGACCUACCGCCCAUUGAAGGCGAGGACAAGAUGCGGGAACGCGUCGAGGAGCUGGUCAAUGAAUACAUCAACAAUGUCUUCCACACCUCCUCCGAAAACAUAACAAUCAACGGCAUGAAUCCCUCCCCGGACCUCUUAACCUCAAUACUCAGCUCCAAGUCUACCAAUCCGGUCCUCGAAAUUGAAGAACACGAGCCCUUCAACACCAAGCUUUUCGAGCGCGCUAAGGACCUUGCGCGUCAAGAGGAAGAUUUGAUCGAGGAGAUUGCCGCGCUAAGACGGAAAGUGCCCGUAAAGGUCGCGGAGAAUGUGAGGAGGGAGUACAAGGAGGGGGUUGAGGGCGAUGAGGCGGUCCUGGGGAGGCUGGAGGAGCAAAGAGAGAAGGGAUACGCGGAUUUGGGGGUAGGGAGGUUGGAGAGGCAAGAGGAUGUCGAGAGGGGAUGGGAGAGGGGUGUCAAGGGGUUGGAGAGUUUGAUGAGGACGAUGCCGGAGACGCUUGCAAGGAAGGAAAGGGCUGAGAAGGCGGAGGCUCAUAUCAAUAGGGGAGAGAAGAGAUAA